ACCGUCCUGGGGCUGUUGUUGCAGCGACUCUCUGCCCGGUUGGGGGUUGUGACUGGGAUGCAGCUGGCCGAGGUGUGCUACCAGCGAUACGCCAAGGCUCCCCGAAUCCUCCUGUGGUUGAUGGUGGAGUUGGCCAUCAUUGGCUCAGACAUGCAGGAGGUCAUAGGAUCAGCAAUCGCUAUUAAUCUCCUGUCUGUUGGAAGGAUCCCUCUCUGGGCUGGAGUGCUGAUCACAAUCGCAGACACCUUUUUCUUCCUGUUUUUGGACAAAUACGGUUUGAGGAAGUUGGAAGCCUUUUUUGGGCUCCUUAUAACAGCCAUGGCUGUGACAUUCGGUUACGAGUACGUGACGGUGCAGCCGAACCAGGGGAAGCUGCUGAAGGGAAUGUUUGUCCCGAGCUGCGAGGGCUGUGGGCCUCAGCAACUGCAACAGGCAGUGGGCAUCGUGGGAGCCGUCAUCAUGCCCCACAACAUCUACCUGUACUCCGCGCUCGUCAAAUCCAGGGAGGUGAACCGAACAAAGAGGCAAGAAGUCAGAGAAGCAAAUCGCUAUUUCUUCAUCGAAGCCUGCAUCGCCCUCUUCGUCUCCUUCCUCAUCAACGUCUUCAUCGUGGCCGUGUUUGCCGAAGCGUUCUACGAGCAGACAAACGAGGAAGUGUACGAAGUGUGCGCCAAUAACAGCCGGCAGCACGCACAUCUCUUCCCGCUCAACAACGAGACCUUGGAGGUUGAUAUUUACAAAGGGGGGGUUGUGUUGGGUUGUUUCUUCGGUCCGGCCACCCUCUACAUCUGGGCCAUUGGAAUCCUGGCUGCGGGGCAGAGUUCGACCAUGACAGGGACGUACACAGGCCAGUUCGUCAUGGAGGGUUUCCUGAAUCUAAAGUGGUCUCGUUUCGCGAGGGUGGUCUUCACUCGGACCAUUGCGAUUAUCCCCACUUUACUGAUCGCCAUUUUCCAGGACGUCGAGACCUUGACAGGAAUGAAUGAUUUCCUGAACGUGCUGAUGAGUUUACAGCUUCCAUUUGCAUUAAUUCCAAUAUUAACCUUCACGAGUCUGGGGUCACUGAUGCAGGAAUUUGUCAAUGGUCUGGUAUCGAAGAUAUUCGGAGCUGCCAUCAUCCUUCUCAUCCUUUCCAUCAACCUGUACUUCGUGAUCGAUUACGUGAUCAACCUGGGGCUCCCGGUCGUCUAUGCGGUCGCUGGGAUCCUUGGACUCAUGUACGUGGGCUUUGUACUGUACCUGGUGAGUUCCCGGCACUGACCUCUGUCUCCGUAACAACAACAACAACGCCCCCCCAAACCC
This is a messenger RNA of Callorhinchus milii (elephant shark), 1302 nucleotides long. RefSeq names its product natural resistance-associated macrophage protein 2-like. The transcript is spliced from 11 exons. Gene Ontology annotation, molecular function: iron ion transmembrane transporter activity; cadmium ion transmembrane transporter activity; manganese ion transmembrane transporter activity. Lineage: Eukaryota; Metazoa; Chordata; Chondrichthyes; Chimaeriformes; Callorhinchidae. Gene Ontology annotation, biological process: metal ion transport. Gene Ontology annotation, cellular component: plasma membrane. The record is from RefSeq and is a predicted model, not a curated record. Bases 58 to 1260 code for a protein of 400 amino acids.